Molecule: messenger RNA, 2161 nt
Organism: Gossypium raimondii (Peruvian cotton)
Lineage: Eukaryota; Viridiplantae; Streptophyta; Magnoliopsida; Malvales; Malvaceae
Product: probable methyltransferase PMT17
Exons: 5
Coding region: 72-1934 (620 amino acids)
Cellular component (GO): trans-Golgi network; endosome; cytoplasm
Molecular function (GO): methyltransferase activity
Source: RefSeq, a predicted model, not a curated record
UCUAAUCGUUCACCUUAUCUUCUUUCGUAUAUCAUUAGCCUGUGAUGAGAUAAACUGGAUAUAUUAACGUGAUGGCCAGAGAGUACAGUGGAUUGCAAAUGCAUCAUCAGCUGGAAGCAAAGAGGAAGCGUCUCACGUGGAUUCUUGGGGUGAGUGCUCUCUGCAUAUUAUUUUAUGUGUUGGGAGCUUGGCAGACUACUCCUAGCAGUCAAUACGAUGUAUACACAAGAGUUGGUUGCGAUAAUAAUAGCGCUACACCAGACAGCAAUGGCAGUAAUCAAUCAUUAACAAACUUGGACUUUGCAAGCCAUCACCAGGUGGCUCUCGACAGUUCAAAAACAAUCAGUCAAUUCCCACCAUGUGAUAUGGCAUACAGUGAGUACACUCCUUGCCAAGAUAAAGUGAGAGGAAGAAAAUUCGAUCGCGACAUGAUGAAAUAUCGAGAACGGCAUUGUCCCACCAAGCAAGAAAUGCUCCUCUGCCUUAUACCAGCUCCGCCCAAGUAUAAGACCCCUUUCAAAUGGCCUCAGUCUCGUGAUUACGCAUGGUACGACAACAUCCCUCACAAAGAACUCAGCAUCGAGAAGGCAGUCCAGAACUGGAUUCAAGUAGAGGGUGAUCGUUUCAGAUUCCCUGGGGGAGGCACCAUGUUCCCUCGGGGAGCCGAUGCAUAUAUUGAUGACAUUGGCGAGCUCAUUCCCCUCACUGAUGGAAACAUCAGGACAGCUGUUGAUACUGGAUGUGGGGUUGCCAGUUUCGGUGCUUACCUGUUGAAGAGGAAUAUCUUGACAAUGUCUUUUGCUCCAAGAGAUACACACGAAGCACAAGUCCAGUUUGCACUGGAACGCGGAGUUCCUGCAAUGAUCGGAAUCAUAGGUUCCAUGAGGCUUCCUUACCCAGCAAGGGCUUUUGACUUGGCUCAUUGUUCUCGUUGUUUGAUCCCUUGGCAGAAUAAUGAGGGUUUGUAUCUCAUGGAACUGGACCGCAUUCUAAGACCUGGGGGUUACUGGAUUCUCUCUGGUCCUCCUAUCAACUGGAAGAAAUAUUGGAGAGGGUGGGAAAGAACAAAGGAGGACUUAAAACAAGAGCAAGAUGCUAUCGAAAACGUUGCUAGACGCCUAUGCUGGAAGAAAGUGACUGAAAACAACGAUCUAGCAAUUUGGCAAAAGCCCAUCAACCACGUCGGGUGUGUUAAAGAGGUCAUGUGCAAAUCAGAGGAUCCAGAUACAGCUUGGUACAGAAGUUUGGAAGCUUGCAUAACCCCAGUUCCACAAGUAUUGAGCUCAGAUGAAGUUGCUGGCGGUGAACUAUUAAAAUGGCCGGAGCGUGCAUUCUCUGUUCCUCCUAGACUUAGCCGUGGCUCAGUACCAGGCCUCGGUGUUGAUAGAUUUAUAGAGGAUAACGAACAGUGGAAGGAUAAGAUAGCACAUUACAAUCGAAUUAUUGCUCCCCUACGCUCAGGCCGAUAUAGGAAUAUUAUGGACAUGAAUGCUUACCUGGGGGGAUUCGCAGCAGCUGUGGCAAAGUAUCCAGUGUGGGUCAUGAAUGUGAUCCCUGCACAUAUAGACUAUGACACUUUGGGAGUUAUUUAUGAACGAGGUCUAAUUGGUACGUACCAGGAUUGGUGCGAGGCAUUCUCAACAUAUCCAAGAACCUACGACCUCAUCCAUGCUAGUGGCUUGUUUACUUUAUAUCAGCACAGGUGUGACAUCACUUACAUCUUGUUGGAGAUGGACCGGAUUCUGAGGCCGGAAGGGUCAGUUAUAUUUAGGGACACAGUGGAGCUGUUAGUGAAGAUAAAGAGUAUAACUGAUGGAAUGAGAUGGAAGAGUCAUAUCGUGGACCAUGAAAGUGGACCCUUCAAUCCUGAGAAAAUUCUUGUUGCUGUCAAAACUUACUGGACUGGUGAAGCAACAAAAAGGAAACCCAAGUAGAGAUUUAUAUAUAGUGUAUCCCUCUUCCCCUCUCUUUGCACUUUCUGUCUCAUUUUUCAUCUCGGGAAAAUAUUGUCUGAUAAACUGAGAUUUCACAUAACUGUUCCUUUUCUAAGAGUAAAAGUGUAGGUUUAAUUAUAAAAUUUUGUGUAUUUUAUGGAUGCAAUGUAAAUGUAAGCUGUUUUCUUCAAACUUCUCUCUAACUGUCAUUGCUUUAAUAACGAUAA